Molecule: messenger RNA, 905 nt
Organism: Chara braunii
Lineage: Eukaryota; Viridiplantae; Streptophyta; Charophyceae; Charales; Characeae
Source: the annotation of a GenBank genome assembly
GACUAUCAGUUAGUUGUGUGUCUUUCACCAUGGAUGAUGAACCCAUGCUCGCCUUGCUCACGGGCUUCUCCUUGUGGGGAGCCCUGUACCAUCUCUUCAUCCCUUUGGGAUUCUGUCGCACUAUGAGAUUGGUCGUUACCACUAAAUCUGGGCCACAUACCACCCCAUACAUUGUAGAGCAGGCGGAGAGAGCCGCCGCUAUACUGCGUGAGCAGAAGGAGAAGCAGGCGUGGCAGAAGGAGGCCAAGAAGUUGGCCCUAUUGGAGGAGCGGGUGGCAAAGAAGAGGGAGUUGAAAGAAGAGAUGGAGCGGCUGUUGAAGGAGCAAGAGGAGAAGAUAGUAGUCGUCGAGAAAGAAGAAGAGGAAGAGGAAGAAGUGUCGGAGACCGCGUUGAAAAGAAUGGCAAGGGGGGUCACAAAAGAAAGAGGGGAGUCUAGCGGCACCUCAACUGAAAAAGAAGAAGUGGGGAGAAUAACUGGGGAAUGGGCAUCCAGGCUGGAAAUAGGGGAAGAACAGGAGGCGAGAUUGCUAGUUCCCCAGGUGGAGAAGGAAGCGGUGCAGAGAGAGUUGGAAGAGGAGGAGAGUCCCUUGCACAGAAGGGCGUUGGAGUAGGAAAAGAUACUAGAGUGGAAGUUACACCUUGCGAGGGAAAAGACAAGAAGGUUGCAGUCGAUGGAGAAGGCAGAAAAGGAGGUGAGAGCUGCAGAAGAGACUCUGGGUAAGCUGCCUAAAGGGGUAGACAUUAACCAAAAGUUAGACACACUAACCCAGACCAUGACUGCCGUGCUAAAAGCUCAAUUGGAUCAGGUCAAACAUAUUAAGGGGCAUGAUCUUGCCAUUGAGUCCAUACAUCUACGCUUCAAGGACUUUGCGUGGGACAUGAUGCUACGUAUGAGCACGGAACUG